Rotaria sp. Silwood1 is the source of this 312-nucleotide messenger RNA. Lineage: Eukaryota; Metazoa; Rotifera; Eurotatoria; Philodinida; Philodinidae. The record is from the annotation of a GenBank genome assembly.
AUGGUUGCCUUGCUUAAUAUCAGCAUUAUUGGUUUUGUUCUAUAUAUCGCCGUUAUUGUUCAAGCUAAUCCAUCGCUUGAAACAUCAAAUGAUGUCAAUGAAAACAAAUCAGCAAUUAGCAAUCAACAACUUUAUGAGCUUUAUAAAAUAAUGCGUGCCGAUCCUCGCCUGGCUUCUGUAUCCAAUAAUGAUAUUGUCUUAUAUAUUUAUCGAAAUUUCGUACUUGGUAAUGGUCAAGAUAUUGAUGCUAUUAAGGCAAAAUAUCAAAAAUAUCGCCGUCAUCGAUAUCAAACAGCAGUUAAAGCUAAAUAG